AAUCAACCAAAUCAUUAUGUGGUCCAUCCACAACCAUAGAUCGAGUCAGACCAACGGCUGUCCAUUGAUUUCGACCGUGUAGCAGGCCGGAUGAGUAGAAGCAUGUUGAUUUUCACCCAAGGUGAUCUUCAUGUAGUGGCCACAUUUUUCACGGCACAGAUGCUCUCUAAAAAUGAAACCAUUUGAGAUAUAUAUAAAAUAGGAAAAAAAAAAAAAAAACAAAAACAUUUUAUAGUAAUAAUUUUCUUUCCAAUUUAGUCAGAUGAAGCAAUAUAAUUCGGUAGUCUUACAGACUACCGAAACCCACCUCAUUAUUUAUAAAUGUUCAUUAACGUUGAGGGGCACAUCAUCAUAACCUUCAUCACCCUUUAUUUCCCAAUUUCCCGCACUAUCAUUGCCUUUUGUUACUCUCCUUUCUCCACUCUCAUCUUCUCCACCUCUCUCUCUCUCUCUCUCUCUCUCUCUCUCUCUCUCUCUCCAACACCACCACCUUCUCCAUCUCCUCUUGAAUUCCAUCUCUCCCACCUCCAUAUCCUCUUUAAUUCUUUUACAUCUUACUCAUUCCUCCUCCUCCUCCUCUUCUUCUUCUUCCUCUCUCUCUCUCUCUCUCUCUCUCUCUCUCUCUCUCUCUCUCUCUCUCAAUGUCGCUCAACGAAGUCAAACUCCAACGUACCAAAAGCAUGAGCGGGAGUAGAAAGAUCAUCCCCUCAACCUCCAUGAGAGCAACCAACCCAGAAACCCUAUCAUCAUCAUCAUCAUUCUCCACCGUCGAUUCCAUCACCCCCGAAGACCGACCACUCGUCCGCAGUAAGUUCUCCGUAAUCUCACUCUCAAAGAAGCCCACGAAAUCGGUAAGCUUGACAGCAAUCCUCCGCUCCAUCUUAGGGCUACUCCCACUGCCACUAAUCUCCAUCCCAACAUGCCGAUGGCUAUCCAUCCCCUCCUCAUCUCCCCAUCUGGGCCGUCGAGUCACCGGUACCCUCUUCGGCCAGAAGAAAGGCCACGUCAGCUUCGCCGUGCAAGAGGAGCCACGGUCGGAGCCCGUACUACUACUCGAGCUCGCCACCCCGACGUGCUCCUUAGUAAAGGAGAUGUCGUCAGGGCUCGUCCGCAUCGCGCUCGAGUGCGAACGCGGUGCAUCCGGCCGCGGCGUCAAGCUCUUCCACGAGCCUAUCUGGACCAUGUACUGCAACGGUCGGAAAACCGGCUAUGCGGUCUCCCGCACGUGCAGUGAAUCCGAUUGGCACGUGCUGAGGACCGUGCAGACCGUGUCUAUCGGCGCCGGCGUUCUUCCUCCAGAGAAGGCCGGCGCCGAAGGCGAGCUCAUGUACAUGCGUGCCAAGUUCGAGCGUGUGGUCGGUAGUAGAGAUUCCGAGGCUUUUUACAUGAUGAACCCAGAUGGCAACGGUGGGCCAGAGCUCAGCAUCUUCCUGCUCAGGAUCUGAGGCUGGGAUGCAUUCCGUACGUGGGUCCCUCUCUUUUCAAUGGACUGAUUGCAUUGUUGAAGUGAGUGCUUGUAAAUUGGAUUGUUGUUGUAACCUUUAUAGAAAAACAAAUAUCAUUUUGCGUGGGAA
Messenger RNA from Magnolia sinica, 1574 nucleotides. RefSeq names its product protein MIZU-KUSSEI 1. The record is from RefSeq and is a predicted model, not a curated record. Bases 642 to 1445 code for a protein of 267 amino acids. NCBI's taxonomy places the organism in Eukaryota, Viridiplantae, Streptophyta, Magnoliopsida, Magnoliales, Magnoliaceae. The transcript has a single exon. Gene Ontology annotation, biological process: hydrotropism.